Fomitopsis serialis is the source of this 867-nucleotide messenger RNA. RefSeq lists its product as uncharacterized. The record is from RefSeq and is a predicted model, not a curated record. The transcript has a single exon. The coding region runs from base 237 to 794 and encodes 185 amino acids. NCBI's taxonomy places the organism in Eukaryota, Fungi, Basidiomycota, Agaricomycetes, Polyporales, Fomitopsidaceae.
UGACAGGCUCUCUAUCUAAGUCAGCUCGGGGCGAUCAGGAUCACGAAGACCUCAAUUGGUGCGAGCAUAACUUGCAUUCCCUCGACGUGGAGAUGUUAUAAAUCGAGUACAGUGGUCCUCGUCAUGAUUGGCACGGCCCCGUGCUUGACAAUCAAAGCUUGCUUCAGUACGCCAGUGGCGCAUACACACGCCCCCAAUUAAUAGCUCAAUUCAGUCUCAUAGCCCAGACAGCACCUAUGUACGCAGACAAGGAUCCUCUCAUAUCGCCGCGACCGGGGACGAGGCACGCUCGAGCCAAGCCAGGACCGAGUCCGUCCCCAGACAGGUCCUCGCUCCCGGAGAACGAUCUCCCGCACCCUUUCUGUCCAUCCACGGCCGCGUCGCAUGGUGACGGUCCGUGCGCGGUCCCCCGAUGGCCCGAUACGGAUAGAGUGCGCGCAACGCCCGUGCGUCGGGACGCGGGCUGCCCGCCGCGUGACGUCAUCCGCCCAAAUGACGCGCCAGGAUGGCGUGACGCGACGCGCGCGACCCGUCACACCGGGCGCCUGCGCCGCCCGCAAGCGCUGUGGCCGAGUGGCACGGACGAGCGUGGACAGAUGGGCAAGUCAGCUGAGCGCGAGCGUUGCUCGUCUCAGGGGACGGUCGAGCGUGAUCCGACAGCGUCACGGACUCGUCACAGCCUCCGUCAGCGGCGAUUUUGGAUUUUGGAUCUUGCAGUCACCCCGCUGCGCAUGUCUAAAAGCGGACGGGAUGGGAACGGGGACUCGUCGCUCACACCAUCCCCGGCGGCAUGACGCGUGCGGGCUGUAAUUUUGAGUGCUGUGUAACGAGGUGACGCGGUGACGAUGGUGACAGAUCACGCGUGGA